Phycomyces blakesleeanus NRRL 1555(-) is the source of this 771-nucleotide messenger RNA. RefSeq lists its product as hypothetical. Lineage: Eukaryota; Fungi; Mucoromycota; Mucoromycetes; Mucorales; Phycomycetaceae. Bases 1 to 771 code for a protein of 256 amino acids. The record is from RefSeq and is a predicted model, not a curated record. The transcript is spliced from 5 exons.
AUGGCAUCAACUAACCGAUAUUUUCUGAUAACAAACAUAGAAAGUCUCUUCUUGAGCCCACUUUUCGGAUUAUCUCCCAAAGCGCAACCUUAUACACUGACCUGGAUACCUGAAAACCGUGCACUCGUUGUCAAGGCUAAACACACCGAUCAUCACCUUGAUCCUUUUGUAAUUGUGGUCAUUUAUAGACCGAACAUUUCUUCCCACCGGCGUACAUUCUUCUCUUCCUUAGUACGCACUCUUUCUACUGUUAUUCUUUCUUUUCCCGUCUCUCGACUUGGAGACUUUAACUGUGAUCUCAGUCAUUAUUGCAGCCAUACACCUGACUGGAAAGGAUACAUACAGGUUAUUAAUCCUUCAUCAACUGAUCCCGGCCUCCCUGCAGUAUCCAUUCCUUUCUCUCGCCCAUCGGGUCCUGGACGUCGACUCAAGAAUCAGGAACGCCAUCUUCGUCGUGCUAGGAAUGGAUUUGAGAUUUACACCUGUUCUUCUCAACUUAACAUUGAAAAUCUGCUCGCUAACAUACAAUUGUCUCGGGCAUCCACCCUAGCUACCACAUCUGGUGCUAAGUGGUGUGAAGCUGACGCCGCCAAAAGUAUUUCUUCACUUGUCGAUCCUGUUACUGGAGUGACUUACACUCCCUCUGCUGAUUUAUUUGGCCAUACUCGUUCUUUCUACCAAUCUCUUUACUCAUCGGAACCCAUCGAUUAUUCCGCUACACACACACUCAUCGACAACUUCCCAUACUCUACUCGUUUCCCUGCAGAUUAA